UAGUGCUCUCACAAACAUGGUGAACGUUCCUAAAACCUACCGGACUUUCUGUAAGAAGUGUGGCAAGCACCAAACCCACAAAGUGACACAGUACAAGAAGGGCAAGGAUUCACUGUAUGCCCAGGGAAAGCGGCAUUAUGACAGGAAGCAGAGUGGCUAUGGUGGGCAGACUAAACCAAUUUUCCAGAAAAAGGCUAAAACUACAAAGAAGAUUGUGCUGAGGCUGGAAUGCGUUGAGCCCAACUGCAGAUCUAAGAGAAUGCUGGCUAUUAAGCGAUGCAAGCAUUUUGAGCUGGGAGGAGAUAAAAAGAGAAAGGGCCAAGUGAUCCAGUUCUGAGCUUCAUACUUUUAUUAUGAAGACAAUAAAAUUUUGAGAUUGUUUAAAAAAAAAAAAAAAA
Messenger RNA from Phacochoerus africanus (Common warthog), 398 nucleotides. Its product is annotated as 60S ribosomal protein L36a-like. The record is from RefSeq and is a predicted model, not a curated record. Gene Ontology annotation, molecular function: structural constituent of ribosome. The transcript has a single exon. The coding region runs from base 17 to 337 and encodes 106 amino acids. Lineage: Eukaryota; Metazoa; Chordata; Mammalia; Artiodactyla; Suidae. Gene Ontology annotation, cellular component: cytosolic large ribosomal subunit; ribosome. Gene Ontology annotation, biological process: translation.